This is a messenger RNA of Alternaria rosae, 1407 nucleotides long. RefSeq lists its product as uncharacterized. The transcript is spliced from 4 exons. Lineage: Eukaryota; Fungi; Ascomycota; Dothideomycetes; Pleosporales; Pleosporaceae. The record is from RefSeq and is a predicted model, not a curated record. The coding region runs from base 48 to 1274 and encodes 408 amino acids.
CUCAUAAUUGAGACCAUUUCGCGUCUGCAACGUUUCGAGAUCACAGAAUGGCGGAUCCGCAAGCGCAGUUGGAGUGUUUGCGAAGUGUGUGGAACACUUGCCAGGCGAACGAUGAUCAAAAGCAUGUUUUGAUCAAGAAUUUAUUCGCAUAUGUGAAUGAUCUCUCUACUCGGUUGUCAGAAGCCGAGUACGAACUUCGUGAUCGAAAAGACGUGAUCAAGUUGACACGCGAUCGUAUCGAAGAUGCCGGGAAGCAGAUCCAAGUUUUGCAGGCUGAGAAGGAUCGACAUGCCUUUGCGUCGGUUUUGAUCGAUGGUGAUUGUAUGCUGUUCAACGAUGAUCUUGUGAAAGCCGGGCUAAACGGUGGAAAGAGAGCAGCGGGCUUACUCAAGCAAGCUGUUGAGGAAGAACUUCGAUCAUCUCUGCCUGCAGUAGCCCACCAUAUCCAGGCGGUCAUUCGUGUUUACGCGAACAUGAAGGGGCUGGCCAAGACAUACAAAGAAGCGGAGAUCAUCCCGCAGUUAUCGUCGUUUGACGAGUUCGUACGUGGUUUCAACAUGGGCGAUCCCAUGUGUGAUUAUGUUGAUGCUGGUAACGGCAAAGAGUGUUCAGACGAGAAGAUCAAAGCAAUGUUUCGGCACAAUCUAGCGGACAUGCACUGCCAGCAAAUCCUCUUCGGCGGCUCAGCCGACAAUGGCUAUGCCAGACUGUUGGGCCCAUUCACCGAAGAUGAUGCAGUUCGGAGCCGGAUUACCCUGUUGGAAGGCCCUCCAUUCGCCCGCGAAUUAGCUGCGAUCAAAGACAGAUAUCAUACAGUAUCAUUCGACAACGUCUUUCGCAGUCAGAUGUUGGUGGUUAGCCCUAGACGCGUAACGGUGUCUCUUCCUACUCCACCCCAAACACCAUCGACAGACUAUGCAACGGCUGCUGCACAGUUACCAACAACGCCUUCAUCCUCUACAUCACGGGGUUCUGUCGCAAAUACACGAAGUACAACGACCAGAGUGCUUCUAAACGAGGCCGGCGAGCGCGUGGAUCCGCCACUGGCCUUUACAACCGAAGAGUUCUUCGCCAUAAAAAGCCGUAGGUUCUGCAAUGCUUUCCAUCUCCUUGGAAAAUGCACCUUCCUGAAGAACUUCGGAAAUUGUCAACACGAUCAUGCUGCCAAGUUGAGCAAUCAGCAGUUGGUGGCUUUGCGUGCUGUUGCUCGCUUGACGCCGUGUAGGAAUGGAAGGGCUUGUAAGGACCCGGAGUGCCUUUGUGGUCAUCAGUGAAUGGUGGCGGUUGCAGUGCUAGGUUUGCACCGAAAGUCACGACGUAAGUGCCUGCUGUAGCGGUGACAUAUAGAGUUCGUAGCAUGUACAACUAUUAUUCGUUUUAUCCCAGAACAAACAGAGUACAGCAAGG